AUGGCCGCUACGCAUCGUAUCGCCGUCAUUCAAUGGCAUAUCAAGGAGCUUGACAUUGAGUACAAUCAUACAAAAGCAUGCAACUACAUCCGUGAAGCUGCUGCACAAGGCGCCGAGUUAGCCGUUCUUCCAGAACCCCCGUUGGGCAAUCCAAGCCGGCGAAUCCCCCAGUACCUAGCAAAAUACCAAAGUCUGGCCAAGGAACUGCAUAUCUGCAUCGUACCGGGUUCAAUUAUCGAGAAGCACACAAGGCCCGACCAAUCAAUCCUGUUCUACAACACAGCAUACUUCAUCUCAAACGAUGGCACUGUGCUCGGCUCCUACAACAAAAAGAACAUCUGGCACCCGGAGCGGCCCUUCCUCACCUCAGGCUCAGAGCCUCAUACGGCAAUAGACACACCGAUCGGUCGUGUGGGAAUGUUGAUUUGCUGGGAUUUGGCAUUCCCCCCGGCAUUCCGGGAAUUGAUCCGCGACGGGGCACAGAUUGUGAUUGUGCCUACUUACUGGACCCCUCACGACGCCUCCCCCGAGGCCCGCGCGUAUAAUCCGGAUUGUGAAGCCCUGUUCGUCGAGUCGAUCAUUACAUCCCGCUGCUUCGAGAAUACCUGUGGUAUUGUCUUCUCCAACGCUGCUGGGCCGUCGGAGGAUUUCUUGGGCAUGUCGCAGAUUACUCUUCCUCUUGUUGGGCCGAUUGCUAAGAUGGGGACUGAGGACGGAUUCGUUGUUGCCGAUUUAGAUACGAGGGUUGUUGCAACCGCGGAGAGGAACUACAGAGUGCGAAAGGACCUAAGCAGUGAGCAUUGGCACUAUGCUUAUGCUCAUACCAAGGUUGACUAG
Molecule: messenger RNA, 837 nt
Organism: Penicillium coprophilum
Lineage: Eukaryota; Fungi; Ascomycota; Eurotiomycetes; Eurotiales; Aspergillaceae
Product: carbon-nitrogen hydrolase family protein
Exons: 4
Coding region: 1-837 (278 amino acids)
Molecular function (GO): hydrolase activity, acting on carbon-nitrogen (but not peptide) bonds, in linear amides
Source: RefSeq, a predicted model, not a curated record